Messenger RNA from Cuscuta epithymum, 1434 nucleotides. NCBI's taxonomy places the organism in Eukaryota, Viridiplantae, Streptophyta, Magnoliopsida, Solanales, Convolvulaceae. The record is from the annotation of a GenBank genome assembly.
CUAAUUCAAUUUUCCUUUUCUUUUACUGAAGUGUGCAGCUCAUGACUCCAAAUUUACUUCCUUCCUAGCAGCUUCGUUGGUGAGGGUCAAGGACUGCCAUACUGCCCAGGUCGCAGCUCGUCGGCAGCCACCAGCCGGUCAACGUCUCCAGCCGCCACCAGCGUCCAAUUACGCAACCAGCCUACCCACGUUCGAAGUUCUUGCCUGCCGUCGUACUCCAUCCGCCCCAGACGGUCGCUGCGAGUAAACAGAGCACCCCAACCACACCGGCGGUGUCCCUAUAGCCUGGCAUUAGCGCACUCCGGUGACCUCAGGGACUGUGCCGUCGUCGUCUGUCAUCCUGCCAUCGCCGUCUUCCACCUGCGUCGUCGUUGUCCCGCUGAAGGUCUGAAUCAGAUUCCGCCGCCGUUGCUGUUAGAAUACACAGAUAUGACAUCGCGGUUGGAGAUGUUCCAAAGCUUCGACCAGGAUGGGCCUCGCGGUAGUGACCAGGGGCGCUCUGACAAGAAACCAAGGGUUCCCUCCGUCACAAAAGGCAAGGAUGCCAUUGUAACUGUGCCUUCAUCCAUUGCAAAACGCAGGGCCGCUAGCCCCGCAGCCCGCGUCACCCGUAGCAUGAGUGAUAUUCCCACGGCGGGGAUGACUACUUGGUUACGAGGUAACCUUGAGUUACCCCCGCUCUUAUCACAGGUGAUCACGGCGACUGAGAAGGAGAAAAUUUCAACACUUGACCAUGCUGCUUUAGAGAAGAGGAGCCACCAUGGCCUGGCCGAGCUACUGUUGUCCAUCUCCGAGGUGAACCGAAGGAAAGAUGAGCGCGAGAAAGAUUUGUCGCUACAACUCACCGAAUUAGCGAAGGAGGUGGCAUCGCUCAAGCUCGUGCAUGACUCACAUGCAGCCGAGGUCACUGCGCUUAAAGAAAUGCACACCGUGGAGUUGGCCAAUGCAAGGGGGCGGGCCGUGGAUGCAUACAAGAAUUCUCCAGAGUUCGUGUCUGAUCAGGAAGCAUACAUUAAUGCCCACUUGAACGAUAUUAGCAAGCAUUGGUUGUCUACUCCGGAAGGUCGUGAGAAACUGGCCUUAGAGAGCUACAUCUCCUACCAGAUCGGGAUAUAUGCCACUCAACAGAAAAUAUAUCCUAUCUUGAGGGAUAAGGCUGGUACCUCUUGCAUCACUGAUUGGGGACUUCCUCCUGAGGUUCCCAACCCUGAGAUCCCGGUAGCCAACACGCCCCUGGACUAUAUUCCUUUUGACAGACUCCCCACUGAUGAGGAGCUUGGCGAUCUUCCUUCCGAGACAGAUCACCCAGCUUCGACUGCUUCUGUGCCUUAGAGCAUGCAUGGGAGUGACGGAUGGACGUAGUGUAGACUUUAAUUCUGUCAUGUCUUCAAUUAUGAGUACCUGAAUUGCUAAACAUGUUUUGAAUUUCAUAAA